AUGGUUUAUUGGCAGAAUGUGAAACAUGCAAAAAAAAAAGAUAAGGAUACUAAAGCAGUAGACUACUGUGCUUGCUGGAUACUUGCAAAUCAACCAGAUUUUCAAGAACAAUGGGGCCUAAUACAAGAAGAAAUAGAAAAAAGAGGUCAUAAGGGUGCUAUGAAAGCAUAUGCAAGACAAAAAUGUGACUAUACCUGGACUGGCUUAUGUCGCACUGUUCCUGAAGCUUUAGACUCAAUUCCAGUAAAGCAUAUUCAUGCAUAUGCAAGACUAAGUUUUUG
Cetraspora pellucida is the source of this 281-nucleotide messenger RNA. Lineage: Eukaryota; Fungi; Glomeromycota; Glomeromycetes; Diversisporales; Gigasporaceae. The record is from the annotation of a GenBank genome assembly.